Eurypyga helias (sunbittern) is the source of this 2667-nucleotide messenger RNA. RefSeq names its product kelch domain containing 7A (gene KLHDC7A). Gene Ontology annotation, molecular function: protein binding. The record is from RefSeq and is a predicted model, not a curated record. NCBI's taxonomy places the organism in Eukaryota, Metazoa, Chordata, Aves, Eurypygiformes, Eurypygidae.
AUGCCCCAGCGCGUAACCCUGCCCUGGCAGUCCGACAUGCAGCUGGCCGGCAAGCUGGUCCUCUCCGCCGCCGCCCUGCUCCUCCUGACGUUGGCGUACAGGUUUUAUAAGUCCCGCUCGCUUGUUGGGGCCAAAAUCCCACCGUCCGACGCGGGAGGAGAGCAGAGGGAAAACGCUGACCAGGAUGGGGAUGGCGAGGUGGGUCUGCGAAGGAGGAGGGUGUUUGGUGAGGAGGCGAGGAGGGACGGUGGGGAUGGACAAGCGAGCGGGCAAGCGAGCGACCCUGGGACGCUGCGCGCGCCUCUCCGGGGGGAUCCAAGUCUGCCAAGGGGGGAGAAGGAGGAGAAGGAAGGAGGGGAGAUGGUUUCUGAAUGGGGGGUGACUCACAGCAGAGCGAGGAUGGCCAGGAGGAAAAGUGGGCUGGGAAGUGAGCUAGGAAGCAGGCUAGGAAAUAAGCUGGGAAGCAAGCUGGGAAGUGAGCUGGAAAGUGAGAUGGGAAGCAAGCUAGGAAGCGAGCCGGAAAGUGCGAUGGGAAGUACGCUAGGCAGCGAGCCAGAAAAUGAGCUGGGAAGUAAGCUAGGAAGCGAGCCAGAAAAUGAGCUGGGAAGUAAGUCUGGAAGCAAGCUGGCAAACAAACUAGGAAGCAAGCUGGGAAAUGAGCCAGGAAGUGGUCCAGGAAGUGAGUCUGGAAUUAAGCUGGCAAGCCAUCCAGAAAGUGAGCCAGGAUGCAAGCCAGGAAGCAAGACAGGAAGCGAGCUGGGAAGCAAACUAGAAAGCAAGCCAGAAAGUGAGCUGAGGAGCAAGCUGGGAAGUGAUCCUGGAAGCAAGCUGGGAAGGAAGCUGGGAAGCGAGUCAGGAAGCGAGCUGAGCUCUUAUGACCCUGGUGACAUAGCCGAAACACCGAGCUGCCAGGGGGAGAAGGGCACGCUUGUCCCAAGCAGCGAGCUUUCUCCUGGGAUUGCUAAUGCCCAGAUGGUAGGUGACGGAUGCCCCCAAAGCAUGGAGCAGGAUUUGGCCGGCAGAAGCAUGAGCCAGGAGGCUGAGGGGCACAGGGGGAGAAUCCAGACCCUCAGUGUCACCUCAGACCUGGGGCUGACAAUGACGGUGAGCAGCGCGGCGUCGGAUGCUUCCUACUCUUUCUCAUCGGUCGCAAAGAUCCAGGUGGAGGAGAACUAUAUUGCCAAGUGGCAGGCAAAGGACAGGGAUGGGCAGCCGGUCCCCGGCCUCAAAGGCAAAGUCUAUGACUACUACGCCCAGUCCAUCUCCCAGUCGGUGUUGAAGAAGAAGUCUCUCCCCUGCAUCCCUCUGGGAACAUCCCAGCGCCACAGCUUGGAGAAGGUCAAUGAAGAGCUGCAGAGCUUUGCAACCCAGGACCCAGGCCCACCUCCAGCAACACAGGAUCCCACCACCUCCAUAGUUCUACCACCUAUGGGGAGCUUGGAGAUCUCCCCUGAGUCACCAUCUCCUGGCCGUAAGGACAGCAUCCUCCAGAUUGCCGACAGCCCCCACCUCCAGCUGCCCAUGGAGGGUUUUGGGGUCAUAGCGCCAGCUGGCACCCCACCUGCAAACCCCCAGUCAGGGCUGGUGGCCAGUGCUGACCUCUGCCAAAUGCCAUCACCCACCCACCUAGACCUGGGGAACUGCUACGAGGUCCUCCGCAUGGCCAAGGCACAGAAGCUCAGCCAUCUCCAGCAGGCCGCCUACAAGGUGAUGAGCGACAACUACCUGCGGGUGCUGAGGACACCCUCCAUCUACAGCCGCCUCAACGCCAGCGAGCGGGAGCUCAUCCUGCAGCGGAGGAUGAAAGGGAAGAUGUACGUGGCUGUGGCAGACGUCAACGUGCAGGAGCCCGGCCUAAACACCAGCCGCCUCUUUGACAGAGGGGACUGCUGGCAUCACCUCUGCUACGUGCCGCCAGAGGUGGUCUCCCGGGGGUGCGCCACGUGCAGCAUGUUCAACUAUCUCUUCGUGGUGGCCGGCUGCGUGGGCACAGGCUGGACGCAGAGACCCUCCAACCGCGUCUUCUGCUAUGACCCCUUGACCAACAUCUGGGGGGAGAUCAGUCCCCUGAACCAAGCACGGCCACACUGCAAGCUGGUGGCCUUGGACGGCCACCUCUACGCCAUCGGCGGCACCGUGGAGCGCUACGACCCGCGGCAGGACCGUUGGACCUUCACCGCCCCCCUGCCCCACAACACCUUCGCCGUGGCCCACACGGCCACGGUGUGCGACGGGGAGAUCUAUGUGACGGGGGGCACCUUGCGCUACGUUCUGCUGCGUUACAUCGCCCGCUCGGACACCUGGACGGUCAGCCCAGCCGGCGGCAGCAAGAACAGAACGGCCGAGAUGGUGAGCACCAAUGGUUUCCUCUACCGCUUUGACCUCCGCCGCAGCACGGGCAUCGAGGUCUACCGCUGCAGCGCCAAGGCCAAGCUGUGGUACGAGUGUGCCACCUACACCGUGCCCAACCCAUCCAGCUUCCAGUGCGCUGUCGUGGGCAGCCUGAUCCACUGUGUCGGCUGGCACUUCCACGUACGCCUCUUGGCCGACCACAUCUCGCCACGCUUCGGGACCAAGGAGCUGCAACCCUUCCCAUCACCCCGCGGCAGCCUCCUCCCCGCCGUCCUGGUUCUCCCAGAGGGAAGGACAGCACAAACGCAGGUUUGA